This is a messenger RNA of Mercurialis annua (annual mercury), 1347 nucleotides long. Its product is annotated as transcription factor MYB64-like. The coding region runs from base 1 to 1347 and encodes 448 amino acids. The record is from RefSeq and is a predicted model, not a curated record. NCBI's taxonomy places the organism in Eukaryota, Viridiplantae, Streptophyta, Magnoliopsida, Malpighiales, Euphorbiaceae. The transcript has 3 exons. Gene Ontology annotation, cellular component: nucleus. Gene Ontology annotation, biological process: regulation of DNA-templated transcription. Gene Ontology annotation, molecular function: RNA polymerase II cis-regulatory region sequence-specific DNA binding; DNA-binding transcription factor activity, RNA polymerase II-specific.
AUGGAAGGAGGAGGAGGAUUAGGUGGCGGUGGACCAGGUGGUGGUUUUGGGUUUGGAAAUUUAUUAAACAACCCUUCUGGUGCAUACAGACCAACACCACCACCAUUAACUGCGGUGGAUAGGUUUUUAUGGGGGAGAAGCCAUUUUACGAAUCAAAAUAGUGUUAAGAACAAAGAAACAACAAAUGGGCUGUAUGAUUUUUCCUCAUCUAGUAGUGGUGCAAUGGCUAAUAAUGGAGUUUCUUCUUUAUGGUCAUGUUUACAAGAGAUCAACUUUGUUGAUGGGCUUUUUGCUGACGGAGAUAGCCACAACUACUGGUUAUAUGAUGCAAACCCUAAUGUGGAUUUGGAACAACAAGUGACAGUUUCAGACAAGGGUUGUAAUAAUGGGAUUGGAAAGAAACCUAAGAAAGGACGUUCUUGUCCAACUUUGAUCAAAGGGCAGUGGACAGAAGAAGAAGACAGGAAACUAAUUAGGUUGGUGAAGCAAUUUGGAGUAAGAAAAUGGGCUCAAAUAGCUGAGAAGUUAGCUGGUAGAGCUGGAAAACAGUGUAGAGAGAGAUGGCACAACCAUUUGAGGCCUGAUAUUAAGAAAGAGAGCUGGAGUGAAGAAGAGGAAAAAAUCUUGGUUGAAGCUCAUUCAAAAGUAGGUAAUCGAUGGGCGGAAAUUGCAAAACUUAUUGAUGGAAGAACUGAAAAUUCUAUAAAGAAUCAUUGGAAUGCCACUAAAAGGAGACAGAAUUCAAGGAGAAAGCAUAACAAGCUAACAGAAAAUCAAAUUGGAAAACCUCAAUCUUCAAUACUACAAGACUAUAUCAAAAGCAACAGCCUUAAAAACACUUCUUCUCAAAGCACGAGUACUACAAUCAAUAAUACACCCUCAAGCUCCACUACUUCUGAAGAUCCAUCACCCCAAUUCAACUUCUUUCUGCCUGAAUUAUCCGAACCGAUCGUCGAUGACUCUUCACCAAUGAUGAGUACUCAAACAUGCGAUGAUGAGCUGCUAUUCUUGCAAAACUUCUUCAAUGGUAACACCAAUUCAAUGGAGGUGGAGAAAGAAUAUCAAAACAAUGGUGAUCAAGUAGGGCUGUUUUCUUCAAGUUCAAGUCAAAAUGUUGUUCAAGAAAAUGAAAAACCUACUACACACUUCCACUCAGAUCUCUACCUCUCUUAUCUAUUAAAUGGAGCAACCACAUCUUCAUCGUCUUCCUUUGAUUAUAAUGGACAUGAUCAGAAUAACAUGAACACGGAGAUAGUGAUGGAUCAUCAAACUACUAAUAAUUGUUGGAAUGGAAAAAAAGAGAUGGAUUUGAUAGAGAUGGUUUCUUCUUCUUCAAGCUAUGUUUAA